Molecule: messenger RNA, 1161 nt
Organism: Torulaspora globosa
Lineage: Eukaryota; Fungi; Ascomycota; Saccharomycetes; Saccharomycetales; Saccharomycetaceae
Gene: HIS5
Product: histidinol-phosphate transaminase
Exons: 1
Coding region: 1-1161 (386 amino acids)
Biological process (GO): L-histidine biosynthetic process
Molecular function (GO): pyridoxal phosphate binding; L-histidinol-phosphate:2-oxoglutarate transaminase activity
Source: RefSeq, a predicted model, not a curated record
AUGGUUUUUGCUUUAUCGGAAAUUGUGAGACCAAAGAUUUACAACUUGGAGCCUUAUCGUUGUGCAAGAGACGAUUUUAAAGAGGGUGUUCUUUUAGAUGCGAAUGAGAAUGCCAGUGGUCCAAUUCCGCAGGAUAUUGCCGAUUCCGGCUUGCACCGCUAUCCAGAUCCGCAUCAGAUUGAGUUCAAGAGUGCAAUGGCGAAAUAUCGUAACGACACCAGCUCGUUUGCCGAUUUGCCAGAAAAGCUGUCCGCAGAGAAUCUAUGUUUAGGUGUCGGAUCUGACGAAAGCAUUGAUGCCAUCAUCAGAGCUUGUUGUGUUCCAGGAAAAGAGCAGAUUUUAACCAUGCCACCAACGUACGGUAUGUACUCCGUUUGCGCCGAUAUCAACGACGUUGAGGUAGUGAAGUGUCCCCUGAUAACAGGGGAUAACUCAUUCCAAAUGGACACUGACGCAGUGCUGGAAACUCUCAAAAGAGAACCUUCCAUAAAGAUCGUCUUUAUCACUUCGCCAGGGAAUCCAACAGGUGCCAAAAUCAAAACCGAGAGGAUCGAAAAGUUGCUGCAGAACUGGGAUGCAGGUAUGGUGGUCGUCGAUGAAGCCUAUGUCGAUUUCUGCGGUGAAUCCACCGCGCCGCUGGUCACGAAAUAUCCUAAUCUCUGUGUUUUGCAAACCUUAUCCAAAUCAUUCGGUUUGGCUGGUAUUAGGCUCGGUAUGACUUACGCUUCCAAAGAGUUCGCACGGGUACUCAACUCAAUGAAGGCGCCUUACAACAUUUCCUCCGUUACUUCGGAGUAUGCUUUGAAAGCGGUUCAAAACGACAGCAUCCAACGGAUGGAACAGAAUGCCAAGUCAUGUAAAAAGGAGCAGCAGCGUCUGCUACAAAGUUUGACAGCACUAGACUUGGUUGACGAUCAAUAUGUCGGUGGCUUAGAUGCUAAUUUUUUACUUCUGAGGAUUAACAAGGGCGAUAAUAAAUUGGCCAAUAAGUUGUACCAAAAGUUGGCCACUGAGUCGGGUGUAGUGGUAAGAUACAGAGGUUCCGAAUUGGGCUGCGAAGGUUGUCUGAGGAUCACGGUUGGAACACCAGAGGAGAACGACCUUUUGAUCAGGGAGUUUGCCAGGCAGUUGGACGCUUUGAAAGAAACAGAGAGUGAUUAA